Messenger RNA from Benincasa hispida (wax gourd), 318 nucleotides. Lineage: Eukaryota; Viridiplantae; Streptophyta; Magnoliopsida; Cucurbitales; Cucurbitaceae. The record is from RefSeq and is a predicted model, not a curated record.
AUGAAGCUGAACGACGCCUUGUGGGCAUACAGAACCGCCUAUAAGACAUCUAUAGGCAUGUCCUCAUAUGCGCUGGUGUUUGGAAAGGCAUGCCACUUACCGCUUGAGUUGGAGCAUAGAGCAAUGUGGGUAGUGAAAAAGUUCAAUUUUGAUUUAAAGGCCACAGGGGACGCAAGGAAACUUCAGUUGGUUGAGCUUGAUGAAUGGAGAACUCAAGCAUAUGAGAAUGCCAAAAUUUACAAGGAGCAAGUAAAACGUUGGCAUGACAAACAACUAUGCGAGAAGAAUCUCCAAGUCGGACAGAAGGUUUUGUUGUAA